Exophiala mesophila is the source of this 1248-nucleotide messenger RNA. RefSeq lists its product as uncharacterized. Lineage: Eukaryota; Fungi; Ascomycota; Eurotiomycetes; Chaetothyriales; Herpotrichiellaceae. The coding region runs from base 1 to 1248 and encodes 415 amino acids. Gene Ontology annotation, molecular function: FAD binding. The transcript is spliced from 3 exons. The record is from RefSeq and is a predicted model, not a curated record.
AUGGCAAAUAACUAUCCUGUCAUUGUUGUGGGUGCUGGCCCAGUCGGGCUCCUCACAGCGUUGAAACUUGCUCGCCAGCAGAUCAAAGUAGCAGUUUUGGAUCAAUCCCCUUCUACCAACGACUCUCCACGGGCUAUUCUUUAUGGAUUGCCUGCUGUCAAAGUACUUCACCAAGCAGGUGUAGCGGAUGAGCUCCGUGCUGCCGGCUACACGCCCACCCGAGUGUCGUGGCGCAAACUUGGUGGUGAGAUUAUGGCCAGGCUCGAUAUAACAUACCCCGAAAAAGUCCAGGAUCGAACACUCGUCUUGCCUGUGGGUGAGUUGACCUCAAUUCUGUACCAAUCUGUGUUGAAGGAGCCCACUGCAACUGUGCUGUUCAAUCACAAAAUUACCAGCAUUAAACAAUCGAACGACAAGGCUGUCCUCAAUGUCACUGUUGGUGAGGCUGGAAAUACUGUAGAUAAUGAUCGACAGGCUAUAUUCGAGGCAGACUACGUGGUUGCUUGUGAUGGAGCUAGUAGUAUUAUUCGCAAGAGUCUUUUUCAAAAUGAAUUUCCCGGCAUGACAUGGGAGAAGCCAUUGAUUGCUACCAAUCUACGGUUUCAUUUCGACCUGAACAGCCUUGACUAUGACGAUGCCAACUUUAUCCAUCAUCCGGAGCAUGGUCAUCUCCUGGCCCGAAUCGACAAGACAGAUCUCUGGCGAGUGGCUUAUGUGGACGAACCGAACUUGAGCCCCGAAGAAUACAGGGCUCGUCUCCCAGAGAAAAUGAAAAUCAUGCUGCCUGGAAAUCCAGACCCUGAUCAGUACACAGUAGUGGCAAUGAAUCCCUAUCGCGUUCAUCAGCGGUUGGCCCCGUCAUUUCGAGUUGGUCGUUUCCUGCUCGCUGGAGACGCGGCGCACUUGAACAGCCCUUUUGGCGGAUUAGGUCUUACCACCGGCAUUGUGGAUGCGGGUGCUGUCAGCGACUGCGUUGGGGCAGUGCUUUCCGGAAAAGCGGACGAGACCAUUUUGGACAAAUACAACGAGAUUCGACGCGACCUCUUCAUCAAUGAAUCGGACAAGUGGAGCCGAAUAAACUAUCUCCGAGUGACAGACCCCGAUCCAGAAACGCUUCUCGAGCGAGAUCGCUUCCUCCAAACUAUGAACGCUGUAAAGGGCGAUCCAGCAAUGAUCGAAAAACUGAAAGAGAUAGAAAUGGCCAUAUAUCACGACUUCACCGCGUAUUACAAGCAAGCCUCAGAAUGA